AAGCUUAUGAGUGACGAGGAAAGACUAACUGGACAGAUUUCAGUAUCGACAUAUCUAGCCUAUAUUCAUGCCGGCGGUGGAUUUGCCCUAUUUUCUAUGGUUUUGUUGUGUCUGGCCAUCUCCCAGGGCUGUCGCAUUGGGAGCGACUUUUGGAUGCGCCUGUGGAUUCGGCAUCGGCAUGAUGCAGGUGCCACCCACACAUAUAUUUGGGUCUACGCAUUGUUUGGUGGACUGCAAUUGCUCUGGUUUGGCUUGUUUGCUGUGCUGCUUGUGGCAACAGUAUACAAAAGCUCAAAAUGGCUCCACUCUCGGGCACUUCAUCGAGUGGCACACUCACCAAUGUCAUUUUUUGAUACCACACCUUUGGGCCGAAUCCUCAACCGCUUCACACGUGAUGUCGAUUCGCUGGACCUUGCGCUGUGCGAUUUCUUUCGACAGUUUUACCAAAACAUAUCUCGCUCUAUCGGAUCAUUUGUCUCCAUUUCUAUCCUGGUUCCAAUAUUCCUCAUUCCCUUAGUGCCUCUAUUUUCCCUAAGCUGGGCGUUAAUAUACGUGUAUCUGCGCACAUCAGUCGAGAUACAGCGUGUCGCUGCAAUUUCUCGGUCACCUCUAUAUUCCCACUAUGCCGAAACACUUCAGGGACUGGCAACCAUCCGGGCAUUCAAUGCCCAAAAUCGAUAUGUCAGCAUGAUCGAAAGGGCACUUGACGAUGCCAACCGCCCGCAGUGGUACGCGUUGGUUGUUCAGAAUUGGGUCUGGCUGCGAGUAGACCUCCUCAGUCAUCUGCUGUCAUUGGUGGUGUGCCUCAUUGUCGUUGCGCAGCCUGCUAGAUGGGAUGCCGCUGCAGUUGGCUUGCUUUUAAUACAAGCAACACAGAUGGGUGCAUAUGUGACCUAUGCUGGCCGCGGCUGGACCGAAUUGCAAAACAACAUGAACUCUAUUGAACGAAUAAACUACUACGCAACAGAACUGGAUCAGGAGCCCGGGUAUAAUGGCUCGGACACUGAGCGAGAGCCGGGAUGCAACCUCCUCGGACCAGUUGCUCCACCACCAGCACCCAGCACAUGGCCAGAAAGAGGGACUAUCAUUAUACGCGAUCUUUCAAUGCGCUACCGCCGAGGACUCCCACUUGCGCUCAAGGGCAUCAACAUGGAAGUGUACGACGGCGAAAAAAUAGGUGUUGUUGGUCGCUCCGGUGCGGGAAAAUCAAGCUUAAUAUCAGCCCUGUUCAGACUGACCGAGCCAUCGAGCGGCAGAAUAUUCAUCGACGCCGUCGAUAUCCAGACGCUGCAUCUGAGCCGGCUUCGCAAGGCAAUUGGAAUUCUGCCGCAAGAUCCUGUUCUCUUUGAUGGAACUCUGCGAACCAAUCUUGAUCCCUUCCACGAGUUCAGUGAUACCGAGAUUUGGGACAUGUUGGACCAGGUCUGUAUGCGCAGCCAGGUUGCCUUGCAGCCAGCCAGACUCGACAUGGCUAUCGGCGAGGGAGGGGAUGGUCUGUCAGUCGGCCAACGCCAGCUGCUUUGCCUGGCAAGGGUUCUGCUUCGUCGACCAAGGAUAUUGGUUCUCGACGAGGCCACCGCAAACGUUGACCACGAGACUGAUGCUGCCAUCCAGCGCGUCGUUCUUUCUCGAGCCCAGGGAAUGACUGUUAUAAGCAUUGCGCACCGCCUUCAAACAAUCAUCAACUAUGACAAGGUGUUUGUAGUCGAUGACGGCAGGGUAGUUGAGUCCGGGACGCCA
Messenger RNA from Kickxella alabastrina, 1740 nucleotides. RefSeq names its product P-loop containing nucleoside triphosphate hydrolase protein. Gene Ontology annotation, molecular function: ABC-type transporter activity; ATP hydrolysis activity; ATP binding. Lineage: Eukaryota; Fungi; Kickxellomycota; Kickxellomycetes; Kickxellales; Kickxellaceae. The record is from RefSeq and is a predicted model, not a curated record. Gene Ontology annotation, biological process: transmembrane transport. Gene Ontology annotation, cellular component: membrane. The transcript has a single exon. The annotation marks the transcript as partial.